This is a messenger RNA of Motacilla alba alba, 13940 nucleotides long. RefSeq names its product transmembrane protein 63B (gene TMEM63B). Gene Ontology annotation, cellular component: plasma membrane. Lineage: Eukaryota; Metazoa; Chordata; Aves; Passeriformes; Motacillidae. The transcript is spliced from 24 exons. Gene Ontology annotation, molecular function: calcium-activated cation channel activity. Bases 9099 to 11594 code for a protein of 831 amino acids. The record is from RefSeq and is a predicted model, not a curated record.
UUGAUGCUGAUGAUCCGCAGCAAUUCUGGUAACAAGGUUCGGGUGUUUCCCACUAUGUAAAAAUAGCACAACUAGGAUGUUGUAAUGUUUGUUGAUAUAAAUGGGAAAACUGAAGUUCUCCUUGUAGCAAUUGACACUUAUCAAAAUACUGUGUUUAUUUAUUUUUUUAAUUAAAAGAUAAAAACAAACCUUACUUUGCCCUCCCUCUAUGGACAGUUUGGACACCAUGGGAGGCAGCUGUGCCGGAAGGAAAUGGGAAGUGAGAGGACAAGCUAGGAUGACAGAGUACUGGGGUAUAUGUAUAUUUGGCCAUAAUGUGACUGAAAGAGAACCCUUUGGCCUGUCAGGCUAAGAGCGGAAAGGAGUUGGGUUGCAGAGCAAGGAGGCUGCAGUACCACUCUGACUCUAGCCAUCUCUGUGCUUGGGGUGUUUGGGCACAAUACAUGUAGAAAGAUGCUGACCACACAGAGAGACAUCAGCUGUGGCAACAGUCACACUGGAAAGGUGUGCUUGGAAGAAUGACAGGUGUACAGACUUUAGCUUGAGGGAAGCGGAGGCAGGUAAGAGAUGUCUUCUGUCAGCAAGGGAUCUACAAUCCCCUUGCUGAGAAGGGAGAACAGUAUUUUUAAAGAAGCAGUGAGAAGCAGAAGUAGUGAAAUUUGGAAGCAGAAUCUAGAGAAAUUGCAUGCUUUUCAAGCCUGCCAAAACCAUUUCCCCAGGAAGAGAAGAAAGCUUUCUGGUCUAGGAUCAUUUAUUUAGCUGGUUGCUAUGAAGUGUAUUGCAGGAACUUAUUUGUCAUCAUUAAAGAAAAAUUCUACUUAAACUUCUUGGUCUUUGCUGCCUCUACCCUGAGGCACCCAACUGGGGCUAGGUUGGUAACUGCUGCACAUAGCCAGAGUCCAGAGAAUGGUCUUGGAAAACAUCUGGUGCUUGAAGCAGAGCACAGUACUCAAGUCUGUCCCUUUUUGGGUAAACACUUUAAUUCAGCCAUGUACUUAUGAUGACUUCAGUAAAAGUGUUUCAAGAUAAGUAUGUACUUGGGAGCUUUCCUCAUUUCUUUUGCAUGAAGAUGAUUGAAGAAAUAUCUUAACAAGCAUUAUCCUGUACAGUUGCCAAAGAUUUGCAUUAGGAGAAAUACUAGGCAGUAAUCUCAUCUGGGUUAUUAAUUAGUAUAAUAUCUCAGAAUGCCAUAGUCUACUAAUUGACUAGGGUUUUUAUCCUCCUGCUCUUGUGAUGUGUUUGGGAAGGCCAAGCAAACUUCAUGCCUAUAAAGAAAAUGCCUCAGCCACUGCUUUGGAUGGUUUCUUUUCAUGCAAUACCGGUGGUCUGUUGUCCCCAUUCAGAAAUGACGUAGCAACAUGUUCACCCCUGUGAACCAGCAAAGAACAGGGGUUUUGUCUCUAGAUACCCUGAGUCUUCAGAGUCCACUGGCUCCUUUUCAUUUGGGUGACGGCCCCUCCUGCCCCCCUCUGUGAUGCUGCACUUCACAUCAGUCCAGCCAGGCAGACGCCCUUUGCAUAGAAGGUGAAGAGUUGGGAAUGUGAUUUCUUGGUAGAAGCCCAUGGCAUGUUUUAGUGCAUCCUGGCAGUGUUGUGCUGUGUGCUGGUAACUGUGCCCAGCAGGGGGUUAGGGUUGUACGGGGUGACCAUCAGACUUCAAGACUUCACAUAAGGAUGGAGACACGAAGUCAGAGAUAGAUGUCACCUCAGGUUUGGGGCGCCUGGACCCACCACACUGUUUUUUUUCGACAUUAGAAGUAAUUUCUGGAAGCACAGAGAUUGAAAGGCUUUAGGAGGGAAAGGUGGUCUCAGGAAAUACAGCCAGAAUAAGGAUUGAGGCGGAAGGGCUUAGCAGCAGAUGUGGUGGGAUGGGAAUAGCACAGCUCUUCUAAACAUGUCUCUUUCAGGGCUAGCUGCUACAACUCCCAUUAGGCUGUUCACCACUGCUUUUUGCUCUUUUUAGGGUAGUGCCUUCCAUGGAAAGCAGCCUCCAGGUGUGCAAGCUGCCUUACAGCAGCUCCAGGCUAUGAUGCUUAGCUGCUCCUGAGUGUUCUCCAAACCCAAGCCCAUGGAAUGCACCCAUAUCUGUUUUCCUUUCAGUGCCACUGCCUGGAGCAGCAGAGCCCAGGAAAGUCUGGCAUGCCUGAGGGGGUUGUCAGGUGUCUGGUCUUAGUCCUUCUGUGUAAUACUGGUCUAUCUGGGCUGAAGGACCGUUCACCUCCAGCAGAGAGGUGAAGGCAGGAAUGCCUUAGUCCAGUGUUUGGUGUACUCCACAUUGUCUUUGAGGUGAUGUCCAAGCCAUUUCCCUCAUAUCAAGUUAGGGUUUUGGUGGUCUUAGUAGAUGUGAGCACCCUGGCUUGAGCUGGCGCUGUGGGCAAGAGGAGCUCAGGUUACUAAACUGCAGUCUUUAAUGGACUCUCAUAGGCUUGAUAUUUGCUUGUGUGGAGCUGUGCUCCAUGGAUAAACAGUGACUCAGAGCAGCUUCAUCCAGUUAAAGUACUAUUUCUUUGUUUGCCCUAACAUUGAGAUAGAGCCUGGAUGACAUGAGGCUCACACUGCCGCGUCUUACCAAAAAUUCAGUGCCCUCCUCCAAGCCCAAACAGCCGCUUUAUCUUGCACGCCUUUAUCAGUGGGUCUGGGAGCCAGGCUGCUUACCUUGAAGUACCACUUCAGUGUUCCUUGGUCUCUGCUGGAUCUCAGUACGCAGCGCCCAACUGGCGCUUUGUUCCCUGUGUUCCCAAGCCAGGCCCAGCUCCUCUUGCCAAGCCCAGUGGGGUGGAGCAAAACCAUUGAAAAGAAGAGCCCGAUCAGCAUCUCUCAAGUGCUAGUGGCUGGCUGAGGGCCCAGCCUGGUGCAUGCCAGUGACUCCUGCCUGCAGACCCCAGCCCCAGCAGUCAAAAGCAGGCAGAGUUGUCCUGAAAACUCAAGAAGAGGUAGAUGUUCAACAACCCUCAUUUUUCCCAGCAGGUAAUGGUUAUUGGGCACCUGUCUCCAGAUUAGAUCUCUUUGGCAGCAUCAGAGCAAAUAUCACAUAGAAGAGGAAUUGGGACAUCUCUGGGUCCUGAUGUGCUGAGUGAGGUCCAACAGAUCUUUCAGACUAUGGAGCAAGGACAGUCUCAAUGCUCUGUUUAAUGUCCAUCUAUCUCUGCUGUGACCUUUGUUAUUUAUUCAGCGCCCAGCAGGAGGUCAAAAUUGGUCUCUCUUACUGGAGUUCAAUAGCUGCUGGGACAGAGUGCAGAAGGGGAACCAUGUGCUGUAGGGCCUCAAAGUUUUUCCAGUAGGCACAGCUGUCCUAGUUUGGACAUGUUUGUGGUCAAGAUUGCCAAGCUGCACUUGGUUGUACUGGAUGCCAUGCCAACCCUGUGUGUAGUGCCCUGGUGCCAUGGGUUGGGCUGUGCUGCUGUUGCUGGAACCCUGAAUCUCUUGAGUUUUCCCCAGUAGAUGCAGAAAGUGAAUUCCUAGAUGGCCUCCUAUAACUGUCCUGGCUUGCUGGCCACAUCCGGACCUCUUGCUGUGAGAGCCCUUUGCUGAUAUCUUCUGUUGUUGAGGAAUAAUUGAAGACUUUCCUCCUUCUGCUGUAGCUGCCAAAUCUCUUUACAACUCAGCAUGAAGUCAUAAAGGGAGCUCAAUUUUGCUUGCUGCAGGGCUGUGAUUACCUUGACCUUUGGUGUUCGGCUGUGCUGUGGGUCCUUUGUAGGCAAGCACUAUCUUAGGAAUGCUUCAAGGAAGGUGGGAAAAGGUGAGAACAUCCUCAGCCUGCAAAUUGUAAACACUUGAAGCUGCAAUCUGCUGAAGGACCUUGGAAAGGAAUCAGCUUUUAUCUGUUACAGGAAGGGUGCCGGUGCCAGAAUUUGAAGUAGAUGUUCCUGUUUUAGGAGAAGCACUGAGGCUGCUCCUGCUGAAGCUCAUGCAGUACCCUGGCAGCCUGUCCCUCAGUGCCCACGAGGGAAGAGGGUUCCUUCUAGGCUUCCUGGUUUGCAUUCUGGGUGUCAGCUGCUGGAUGAGAGAGCCAGGCUGGUGGGCCCUUCCCUGCUAGUGCCAAGCUUCUUCACCAGUAUGGGAAGGAGGGUUUUUCUAUGUGCCACUAAGCACCAUCUCCAGGGAUGCUGCUCUAAGCACAUGGGCCCAUUUUGCCACUGUUCUUGAGCUGAUGCAUGGUUUCAAUUUUCACAUGUCCCUGUGGAGCAAUUGCUCAAGAAGGGUGUAGGUAGUUGACGCUGCCUGAAUGCCAGGCAUCCACCAAAGCCACUCUCUUGCUCCCUUCUACAGCUGGACAGGGGAGAGAGAAUGUAAUGAACGGUUCCUGAGUUGAGGACUGGGAGAGAGCACUCAUCAAAUACCAUCACAGGCAAAACAGGCUCAAGUUAGAGAUAUUACUUGAUUUUCUUGCCAACAAAAUCAGAGCAGGAUAAUGAGAAGUAAAAUAACACCUUAAAAACAUGUUCUGCCCAGAUCUACCUCCUAUCCCAGUAAUACAGGGAGAUGGGAAAUAAGAGUUUAGGGUCAGUUCAUCACCUGUUGUUUCUCCUGCUGCUUAGGGAAAUGAGUCAUUCCCCUGGUCCACUGUGGGAUCCCUCCCACAGGAGACAGUCCUCCAUGAACUUCUCCAACAUGGGUCCAUCUCAUGAGCAACAGCUCUUUGUGAACUGGUACUCUGUGAGUCCAUCCCACAGGCAAUAGCACCCCUCAAACUGCUGCAGCAUGGGUCACCCUUCCACAGGGUGCAGUCCUUCAAGGACAGGCUGCUCCAGCAUGGUUCCUCUCUCCACGUGUCUCUUGCAGGUUCUCAGCCUCCUCUCAGGCAUUCACCUGCUCCAGCAUGGACCGGAAGGUGAUCUCUGCAUCCCCAUGGUACUCCAUGGACUGCUGGGGCACAGUUGCUUCACCAUGGUCCUUACCACAGGCUACAGAGGAAUCCUAGCCCUGGUACCUGGAGCAUCUACCCUCCCUAGUUCUCUGCUGGCCUCAGUGUCUGCAUACUUGUUCCUCUCACAUGUUCUCACCUCACUCUUCUCUGACUGCAAUUACAACUGCACAAUAACGUUUUCUUUCUUUCUUUUUACAUAUGUUAUUGCAAAGGAGUUACCUCCAUUUCUAAUUCAUCCAGCCUUGGCCAGCUUUGGAGCUGCCAGGGAUUGGCUCUGCUGGAAAUGGAGGAAGCUUCUGGCAGCUUCUCACAGAAGCCACUCCUGUAGGAGCCCUUUCCUGCACCCCGCUUCCUAUCAAAGCGUGGCCAUGCAAACCAAAUAGAAGGAUGCAUGAAGCUUUUCUGAAGUACCAUCCAGGAGAGGUAAUGCCUCAGUCCUGUGCAUGCCUAGUUUGGUGGUGUCAGCUUAGGGCAGGAGGACCAGGCAAGAGGAGCUUACCCGCAAACCUGCUCGCUGCUCAAGCAGCUUUCAUGCUACAGAAUAAGGGAUAGGGAUGCUCUCAGGGCUGAUGCACUAGGGUGUUCUGCCAGCCUCUGGUGAAGAAUCAGCUGUGAAGCCCUGAGAGGUGGCUUGGACUCCUCAGAGAGAUGCUCCUUGCCACUAUUCGGUGACUUGCAUCAUCAAGGAGUUUCCUUGGUGGGAAGUGCUGAUCAUACUUCAUAGGCAAGUGGUUGUAAUUGCACCCAGUGAAGAGAAUUCUUGUGUCUUUGAAUACUGUGCUGCAAGGGGGUAAAGACUUCUGUCAUGCAGAGGAGAGGAGGAAACAGUCAAUGUGACCUUGAGAGACUCGAUUGAAACCCAGUUUUAUGAGAGGCGCACACAUUUUUCGCUCGAGGAAAAGCUGGGUGUAAAUGAGAAUACUCAGUCUGUGACUGGCAGGAAACAGAUACGAGGCCUGAGGAAAGAUGAAUAUGUGGUACUCCCCUCUACACAAGGGGAUUAAGAUCAGAAGCUUUAGGAUGAGGUGAGGUUACUAUAAACAAAGGAAAAAGGAAUGAGAGCUGCAAGAGUGCAGAGCUCCUGCUAAAAACAUGCCCCUGUGCAAAAGGGAUAAGAUGGUAUUUAGUCACUUGAGAAAUGAGAGACAUGGAAAAAUUCAGAGUAAAUAUGAAAUCACCAGGGAGAUUGGUUUGUGUUUAUGCCAGGCCAGAUGUCUUGCACCUGAGCAGCUCUCCUUAACAGUGCUUGAAAUCCAAAGUGGUAUUUGUGCAGUAAAGAUCCUGUGUGAAUAGUGACUCUCACUUAAAAAAUGAAGUAUGGGAGAGCUAGCCUGGGGCAGGCCCAGAGGUUGUAAGGAAAGUGCAGGCCAUAUGCAAGUAGUAUAAAUAAUGAUAAUAGUCAUGCAGGAGAUAAUCAAGAUGGCAACCCAUGAAGAACAGCCAUUGUGGCAAUGGAAUCCAUAAACUAGAAGCUGAAAACUACUGGUAUUGUGAGGUCAUGAAGUCUCCAUCCUUGUCUUUGCUAAAAGUCUACUGGGAAUUGGUGAAGUUGCUACUGCUGGGAUUUUGAGUGAUAGGUGAGGAAGCCCUGUUAUCUGGGACUUACUCCCAGCUAUAUGAUUUGGUUGCCAUAUGGCCACUGCUCUGCAGAAUGUACCGUGGGCGGUCCAGCUCCUCAUUGGUCUUGAUGUUCUAAUGGUUUAUUGGAUUACUAUCAGUGUAUGCCGACAGGAAACAAGGGAAGCCAAACAGUAAGUGGUAUUCCUUUAUAAAGAACAAUCUGGCAGACAAACUUGAUAUCUUUCUGAGAUUUAUAACCUAGGAACUUGAAGGGAAAGUGACAAGUAGAUAUAUUUGUAACCUAAGUCUUUGAUUUGGUAACUAAUGAAACACUCAAAAUUUACUGUAAAUCAGGGUGACUGUGAUUCUGCAGUGCAAACAGAGAGCUGAUUGGUGUGGAGAACUGUUUGAUAGAUUGGGCUUUCUCUUGAUGGCAGAGACAUCAUGGAUAGGUUCCUGUGAGGCACCAUUGAGGGUGUCCAUGUGGCAUUGAGACUCCAUAGUGUUUGUCAGUAAGCAAACAAGAUGGGACUGGGGACCUCUCCUUCAUGGUGCAGGAAUGCCAGGUACCAGGCCAUGUUGUUCCUUGUAGCCAGGUGGAGGCAGUCGAGCUGGCUUGGCAGCAGAACUGCAUCACGGUGAUGUGUGGGUGUCACUGUUCUGCCAAACCUCUUUGGAGGGGAAGGGGCCAUCAUCAGGCCUUCCCUGAUGGCCAGGCAGGAACAGACACCCCUUGCCCAGGAGCACCAGAGUUCAAAGGGAUGGGAAAAUUGAGGCAGGAAGACAGCAGUGUGGGACAUGCAGCAUGAGGGCAAAAUGCAGGGCCAGAGAGACCAAAUUGCUCUUAGGCUCAGGACAGAUUAGCCAGCUCUGAUGUGAAGAGUGUGAACCACAGCGUACUGGGUUUCAGGCUGUGGUACAGCCCUUCUUGGCGUGGUACAUUAUGUUCAGGGCACCAUAUGACUCGAAAGCACUACCAUCAGAUUGGAGGGAGUUCCUGUAAAAAAAGAGGCAUAAAAAAAGACCUAGCUGUUUGGAGCCCAAUCCAUAUCACUUGGCAAGAUCGAGAGUUUCCAGUGGGCGAAGACAGCAUGAAGUGUUUUACUGAUGUUCAAAGGCAAGGCUUUUGUGAUUAUGCUGGGUGAUUUUGAAAGGGACUGAGUUGUGAAGUGGAUAUGUUCCUGACCUUUGUGAAACUCAAACCUAGGUUUUACAUGGAUGCAAAUACUCCCCACUGUUAUAGUCCACUACCAUCCGUGCCAGGCACCGUCCCAGCUCAGGGUUACUUUUGUGGUUUGCAGUGCUUACAGUUAUGCUGGAAGCAGGACAUGGGGUUCCUGAGCAUUGGGAUGUACACAGUCAGCAGUGUGCAAGCCACCACAAAAUGGUGCUCUGAGCAGCAUGGGGUUGGAGCUGGCUGUGACAGUGACAGUACCUGCCGACACCGGGGCUGGGAGCUGAUGUGCACUAAAGAAAGGUGUGAUGCCCUUUAGUGGUAGAUAUUUGAGGCCUGGUGCAAAGCCAGUUGGGAGGACUUUGGACCCAGGGCAAAGGUGCACUUAGUUUUUGCUUUGAAGAAGCCAAGCCUGCAAGACUAAAGCUUUGUAGGCCUGGUGUCUAGUUGGCUAGUUCAUAGAGGUAAAGUGUGCAGGGAGCUUUGUAUUGACUGGAGGAGAUGGAAAGGAGACAAAGAGUUGUAGGGUUUUGGCAGGCCCUCCUCCUUUCUGCUGAUACAGGACCGAUCCCUGCUGUAUGCUUGUCAGUGCUUUGCCCGGGCUUGUUGGAAAUGCACCAGUAGCACAUUUGCUUCUCGAUGCUUUUUCCCUUGGCCUGCAGAUCACGUUUCUCCUCAAUGCACCCAGCACGUCAGCACUUCUCCAGCCUUCAGCUGCCUGAAUGCUCUGUGCCAGGUCUGAGACAUGGUGCAGGACAGCUAUCCCACUGCUGUUUCUGCACCAAGAGUGGUAUUUUCCCUGUUUAACUGUUGUAGCCUGGGAAAUACUUUGAGCUAACUUGUAAGACCCUUUCUCCUCAUCUGUUCUGAGGCUAUUCCCUACUUGCGUAACAGAGUCAGACUGUUCUUCCUGUGGUCUGCUUGUGGCUGUAAGCCAUUUGCUCAGAGCUCUGCUGGACUUUGCCGUUUAGGUGCAGGUAACCUAGGUGGCUGUUUGAGAGGAUGAGAAGGCUCCCUCAGCCUUGGGUGCCAGCUGCUGUAUGAGGGUACCCGGGUGCCCAGUGCAGGCAGAUCUGUACUGCCCUGUCAGGCAGAGGCUCGGGGUGGCAGGUCCUGCUCUGGGCUCAGGUCCCUGAGGUCACAGUGUGGGUUACCUAUGGUACUUGGGAGACCAAGGGGACCCCAGAGGAGCAGGUCUGAAAGGUACAGGCCGUGUCCACAGCACCCUCCAUGUCUGAGAACCAAAGCGCACCUCACCUCCCUGAAUGCCAUUCCCAAGAGAUUUAAGAAGGUUUGGGUUUCUUUUUUUUUUAGGUUGGAAAUUUGAUAUUCUAGUCUCAGACCUGCUGGUUUCCGGUUGCCUGUCUCUGCACCUCCAGCCUGCUGUGAGACUGUCACAUUUCCAUAAACAAAUGUGUCUCUACUAGAGCACAAUCUCGAUGUUCUAAUUACAGAUGGAGUUAUUAACAUUUACUGGGAAGACGAUGAAGCUGUAGAGAUGCUUCCCUACGUCAUCGCCACCCUGGGCUCAGUAGGGGCCCCCUGCAGAACUCCCAUAUGCAACAACAACAGCACUACCAAGGACUACUGCUACAGUGCACGCAUCCGCAGCACUGUGCUGCAGGGACUGCCCUUUGGUGGGGUGCCCACUGUCCUAGCCCUUGACUUUAUGUGCUUUCUCGCACUGUUGUUUGUCUUUUCAAUUUUGCGUAAAGUUGCUUGGGACUAUGGACGCCUGGCCCUGGUGACUGAUGCUGACAGGCGCCGACGCUGGGAGACGGAAAGAGAGGAGCGGGAAUACGUAGCCUCCGCCCUGCAUUCUGACAACCAUGACCGCUAUGAGCGCCUUACCUCCGUCUCCAGCUCUGUGGACUUCGACCAGAGGGACAACGGUUUCUGCUCCUGGCUGACAGCCAUCUUCAGGAUAAAGGAUGAUGAGAUCCGGGACAAAUGCGGGGUUGAUGCAGUGCACUACCUGUCCUUCCAGAGACACAUCAUUGGGCUACUGGUGGUCGUGGGUGUGCUUUCUGUGGGCAUUGUGUUACCUGUCAACUUCUCAGGGGACCUGCUAGAAAACAAUGCCUACAGUUUUGGGAGGACAACUAUCGCUAACCUGAAGUCUGGGAAUAACCUGCUGUGGCUGCACACCACCUUUGCUUUCCUGUACCUGCUGCUGACAGUGUACAGCAUGCGCCGGCACACUUCCAAGAUGCGCUACAAAGAGGAUGACUUGGUUAAGCGAACUCUGUUUAUCAAUGGGAUCUCAAAAUAUGCUGAGCCAGAGAAGAUCAAGAAGCAUUUUGAGGAGGCCUAUGCCAAUUGCACUGUCCUGGAGGCCCGUCCCUGCUAUGAUGUUGCCCGGCUGAUGUUCCUUGAUGCAGAGAGGAAGAAAGCUGAGCGUGGACGAAUCUACUUUACCAACCUGCAGAGCAAGGACAACACCCCAUCCAUGAUCAACCCCAAGCCCUGUGGCCACCUGUGCUGCUGUGCCAUCAGGGGCUGUGAGGAGGUGGAAGCCAUCGAGUAUUAUACCAAGCUGGAGGAGAAGCUCAAAGAUGACUACAAGCGGGAGAAGGAGAAGGUUAAUGAAAAGCCUCUGGGGAUGGCCUUUGUCACCUUCCACAAUGAGACCAUCACAGCCAUAAUCCUCAAAGAUUUCAACGCUUGUAAGUGCCAGGGCUGUGCAUGCCGUGGGGAGCCUAGAGCCUCCUCCUGCAGUGAAUCCCUCCAUGUCUCCAACUGGACCGUCAGUUAUGCUCCUGACCCACAGAACAUCUACUGGGAACACCUCUCCAUCCGGGGCUUUAUAUGGUGGAUCCGCUGCUUUGUGAUUAAUGUGGUCCUCUUCAUCCUUCUCUUCUUUCUCACCACUCCUGCUAUCAUCAUCACCACUAUGGACAAGUUCAAUGUAACCAAGCCUGUGGAGUACCUCAAUAACCCAAUCAUCACCCAGUUCUUCCCCACCCUGCUGCUGUGGUGCUUCUCUGCACUUCUGCCCACCAUUGUAUACUACUCUGCCUUCUUCGAAGCACACUGGACCAGGUCUGGAGAGAAUAGGACAACCAUGCACAAGUGUUACACCUUCCUCAUCUUCAUGGUCUUGCUGCUGCCAUCACUGGGCCUGAGCAGCCUGGAUGUAUUUUUCCGCUGGUUGUUCGACAAAAAAUUCCUCGCUGAAGCUGCUGUACGAUUUGAGUGUGUGUUCCUGCCGGACAAUGGGGCUUUCUUUGUCAACUACGUUAUCGCCUCUGCCUUCAUCGGGAACGCCAUGGACCUGCUGCGCAUCCCUGGUUUGCUCAUGUACAUGAUACGCCUCUGCCUGGCCCGCUCGGCGGCCGAGCGGAGGAACGUCAAACGACACCAGGCCUACGAGUUCCAGUUUGGGGCUGCUUACGCCUGGAUGAUGUGUGUCUUCACUGUAGUCAUGACAUACAGCAUCACCUGCCCCAUUAUCGUCCCUUUUGGGCUCAUGUACAUGCUGCUUAAGCACCUGGUGGACCGAUACAACUUGUAUUAUGCUUACCUGCCUGCCAAGCUGGACAAGAAGAUCCAUUCAGGGGCUGUGAAUCAGGUAGUGGCAGCCCCAAUCCUCUGCCUCUUCUGGCUUCUCUUCUUCUCCACAGUGCGCACAGGAUUCCUGGCCCCCACUUCCAUGUUCACCUUUGUGGUCCUCGUGAUCACCAUUGUGAUCUGCCUGUGUCACGUCUGCUUUGGGCACUUCAAAUACCUCAGCGCUCACAACUACAAGAUUGACCACACAGAAGUGGAUGCCAUGGACAACAGGCAGAAUGGGAGACCUGCCACCAGUCUGCCAGCUCCCAAAUCAGCUAAGUACAUUGCCCAAGUGCUGCAGGACUCCUCACCGGAGGGCGAAGCAACAGAGUCGGAGGAGCAGGGAUCGCAGGAUGAGGAGCUCAUCAACGCAGAUGGCAUGAAUGACACAGAUUUCCAGUCGUGUGAGGACAGCCUGAUAGAGAAUGAGAUCCACCAGUAGGGACCUCAAAGGGCGGGAGGGGAAGGAGGCCCAGGAGCAGGGCAGGCUGUGCGCACGGAGACCUGGGAAGAGGCACCUGAGGGCGCUGGCUACUGCCCUCACCCUCCCGCCCCCAGGGCUGCUGCCUUCAGUGAGGGCAGGGGCCCUGCUGCAAGCUCUCCAUCUCCCUGCCCCUCCACCCCUGCGCCAGCCCGGCUGCUCGGCAGGCAUGCUCUUUACUAGCUACCUUCUUCAAUGCAUCCCUGGACCCCAGACUCCCAGAGGCUGGGGAGGAGGGGGACCAUAACCCCUGCGGUGCUGCCCUGGACCUGCAGGGAGGAGGAAAGCUGGGUGCUUUGUGGGAAGAGGUGUAAGGGGAACAUUUGGGGUCUUCUGAGCAGGCAACUGUAUCCCCUGUCUUUCUGGUGAGAAACACUAAUAACUUAUUAGAUUUACAGGAAGGUGAUAAAUGAAAAACUUCAGUCAGUUUAUUGGAGACCCCACCCAGCGUGGGGUUGGCUUUUGUUGCACCUUCUCCCUGUGCCUGCGUGUGCCCUUUCUCAACUGCUUCCAGCAUCCAGUUGGUGUGGCAUCCCAGGAGCUGGUCCAGGCCCAGGGAUGGUGACAGGCUUCCCCCUCACCAUGGGGAUGAUGAUGGUGACCCUGACUUUGUGGUCAAGGGUGGCAUCACACUGGGAAAGGUGCACUGGGUUGACAUGAGCUUGAUAGGCCCUCACAGGGUGAGGGGUGCCAAGGGCAUUUCUCAUGAGCAGGAGGAGGCGCAGGCAGCCUCUCCCCCAGGUCCUGUUCCCUCCUCCCCCAGGGGCACAGGCAGGGGUUUGCAGCAUCAUUUAAAGUGGCAUUUUUCUUUGCACAUUUUACUCCCCUUUCAAACAAAUCAACCUGACCCCCAUGUGGUACUGCAGCCCCCCUUUUGCUGCCCUGUGUCUGCACAGCAGGUUCAGGCUUGGGGGUGGGGAGGCUGUGUGGGGGUCUCCUGGGUGCUAGGGAGAGGGGAGAAAGGGUCUCAGGCUACAGGCCCUUAACACCCUGCUAGAUCAGCACUGCCUCGUUGCAAUGAGGCCCUAUGGGCUUCCUUCCCUGAGCUGCUGCAGGGUCUUUCCCCAGCUGAGGUGGUGAGAGAGGGAGGGAGCCCUGGGAGAGCAGCCCCUAGGAGCUGUCUCCAACCAAGACUACCAUCUUCAGGAGCAUGAAAGCCUCAUGGGACUGUGCUGACUUUCUUCACCUGCCUUGACUGGUGUAGGCUCCUCUGCCACCACCCAGCCUGAGAGGGGGUUGUUCCUCUCCUACCUCUUGCUCUUGCCCCCCUCCCUGUUGAUAGCUGUGUCCCAGAGGCAGGCAGGGAACAGGAUGGGUGGGAGAGGUGACUGGAGCCCCUGGCACAUGGAAGGACUGACCCUGUUUAAAGACAUUUUGUGAGGUUGUUUCUGGUCAGUAUCAGUUGCCCUCAAUUGCUUCCCCCCUCCCCUUGUGUAAAAUGUAAAGGAAAAUAAUAAAUCCCUUUGCUAUUUAGCUAUAUUUAUUUCCCUCAAACCCUGCCACCAUCCUGUUUGGUGCUCAUUGCGGACACUAUCACCUUCCCUUUGCCUGUCAUCUGUGGGUGCUGUACCAGCUCCCUGGGGCUGUACCCCGAGGGGCCAGGUGAAAGGGGACGGUCAUUUACCUUUUCAAUCACCCGUGCUGACCCAGGAGCUCCAAGCACUUUAAUUGACCAGAACAAGUGAAUUGUCAGCCCUGCCCACCUCAGCUGCCAGGAACGGUGGUCACAUCUUACGGCUUUUCUCCCCUGUGCCUUCCACUAGAGGAAGGGAAUCAGACCCACAGAGAGCAGGUGGGGGGCUGCUCCAGGGAGGACAUAGCUGCCUUUCCUGUACAAGACCUCUAUAGGAAUCCCAGGCCUGGAGAAAAGGGUGGAUGGAACAGAAGAGGUGUGGGUCUUCAGUGCAGGGGGAGGGCAGGUCACGCCAGCUCCCAGGGCUCGGCUGGGGCUGGAAUACAUGUGGGUGUGAAGGGGCAUGGUGAGAGUCACCCGUCCCUUCCAGGUAGCAGCCAGGAAUGAAAUGAGCAUGUGACCUGAGAGUUCCCGGUCCGCUCACGGGCUGGGGCAGGGGUGAUGUUGAUCCUGCUUCCCUUCUUCUCACACCCACCUACUGCCCUUGCUCCUGGUCCCGCAGGUGGGCUGGGAUGCUGUGGUCUCUGUAGGUACGGCCAUGCUCCGGGGCUGCUUCUGUGGCUGCCGGGGCCCUACCCACAGAGAGCUGUGUGUUCUGAGUGGCACUGUCUGUGUAGAGAUGUGUAUAAUACCCUGUAUAUAUUUGUGUACAAAAGAAAAAAGGAAAAAAAUGA